AUGCUGCUUUCACGGAGCUUUCGCUGUGCUCUGGUAGCAGCGCUGCUGCUGCACCUCUCUCUCUACUGCUCUCUUGCUCAACACUCACCCUCUCUGCCGAGCACGGCAGGCAGGCAACUCGCCGCUGCCAAGCAACAGCCGCAAGCGCCGGGCGGGGUGACGAGCACGAGCCUCGUUCUUCUGCCCAACAACCCGCUUGGCGCGAAAUGCCUCGACGGCAGUCCCCCGGGGUACUACUUCCGCCCGGGCUUUGGCGCGGGGAAGCGCUUCUGGCACAUAUUCCUGCCCGCGGGGGGGUGGUGCACCACGCUCGCGGACUGCGCCCUGCGCGGCACUCGUCCGCUUGGCUCCACGCGCUACUGGGCUCGCCUCAACGGCUCUGCCCCCCCGUCCGCCUCAGUCCCGACAACCCGGUCACCUCCCUCUACCACCCCGUCGCGUCCCCCUUUCCUCUUCCCCACGCCGUCGCCCCCGUCGUCGUCGUUCGACGGCAGUGACGACUCGCAGAGCGCGUCCCCGCUGCGCGCCGUGCCAGGGUUCAGCGGCAUGCUGAGCAGCAGCGAGGCGGUGAACCCGGGGCUGUUCAACUGGAACCUCGCCAUGCCCAUCUACUGCGACGGCGGCGGGUACGCUGGCACGGCUGGCCGCGUGCACCUGCCAGGGAAAGGAAACAACUCCAUUUACCUCGAUGGCUUCAAUGUUACACGGACCAUUCUCGCAGAUCUCCUGGCAGUGCUUGAGUUGGCGUCUGCACGGCGUGUGCUGGUGGCAGGAGCAUCAGCGGGAGGGCAGGCUGUGACAGCGUGGUGCGAGCGAGUGGCGGCCAUGGUGCCCGGCGCCGUUACCAAGUGCCUCUUGGACUCGGGAGUAUUCCUGGACGCCAAGGACAGGACAGGCACAUGGCACUUUCGGCAGGUAGCGAGGCAGAUGACAACACUGCACAGGGCCCAGGGCAACGAUAAGUGCAUGCAAGCAGAGUGGCCAUCCACUCAGUGGCGCUGCUUCUUCCCUCAGUAUACCUUGCCGCACAUUACCACACCAGUCUUCCUCCUCUCGCCCCUCCUGGACCACCGAGCUCUCAUACUUGGCAACCAAAUCCGCAACGACACCGGCUAUGCCAAGCAGUGCAUCAGCAACAUUCUGCGCAGCACAGCCAACCUCACACACGCCAUGCGCUACAGCGCCCGGCGCAAUGCCGUGGCAGGGAAGGUGAAAGUGUGCACACCCGAGGAGACCAAUGCUAUCUUAGCGGCGGGCAACACGCUCCUCACUAGUGGUUAA
Messenger RNA from Closterium sp. NIES-65, 1281 nucleotides. Lineage: Eukaryota; Viridiplantae; Streptophyta; Zygnematophyceae; Desmidiales; Closteriaceae. The record is from the annotation of a GenBank genome assembly.